UUGCGUAACAUUGUUGUUGCAGCGCUGACAGGUAGUCGAAGGUUAACGAUUGCCUGUGGCUUUCUUUUUUCUUAUAUAAUUAUCCCGGACACGUGACCUGCAUGAAUGAAAUUCAUGUACCUGCCUAGUCAUGUUCGGUAAUUAUUAUCGAGCUGGCAUCCAGUAAACAAAAGCGUUAUCAAUUACAAUAAUGAAACUACUAGUUAUCAUAAGUGUUUUGACGUUGGGAAAUGUUGAUUGCAGAGGAAUAAAUGGAGGAAUAGAAUGCGCAGCAUGCACAGUGAUGUCCGGCAUUUUAGGCCAGUUGGCCGUCAUCCACAAUGAAACUAUUUACGGCGAGGGUUUGGAGCUUUGCAGCAAGCUACCGGGCUCUGCCAGGUCUUACUGCGACACAUUCGUUCACCUUCUGGAGCCGCUGAUCGUCAGCAGAAGUACCUUGAAGGAGUUCACACCGGAUGUGUUUUGUUAUGGCAUAAGGUUAUGCUAUUUGGAAGAAGAAACUCAUAGAUAUUGCCACUUAUUUCCGAAACCUACCAGCAGUUUUCGUUCGGCAGUUAAGAAAUUUGAGGAGUUUGCCAGCAACGCCUACAAGGCCAGGAACAGAUCUGCGGUGCGGAGCAUCAGCGAAGUCAGAGCUCUCACCAGGGACGUCUGCAAGUUUCCAGUCCUCUCUGCUAUCUGUAAAGCUGUCAAUGAGACAUACAGAUCAUUGGAGCCAUUGUUUGAUGCAGAUGGCGAUGGAUUUAGCAUGUUUGAGGAUCUGCGAGGUACCUUCUGGAGGGGCCGGGACUGCGCGGACUGGGAGAGCACCGCGUACCCCGGCCGGAGGCCCUUGGACGGCGACGAGAGCUUCGACCACAACUGCAACGGCAUAUUCGGCACGAACCAGGCCACGGGGCGGCCCUACGAGACGGAGCUGUGCGGGGACUCGGGGGCCCGCGGCAUAGCCUACUUCGGAGACUCCGUCGGCGGCCACUUCCACUUCCCGGACGCGUGGCUGGACCCCUUCAAGGUUUCGCUGGACGUGCACAUCCGUGCGCUGUUGAAGCACGGUGUGAUGGAUGAACUCAAUUGGCCUCAGCUGGGCUACGCUACAGGCUUCAUGAACUCCACUGAACCGGCACUUGUUCAGGGCAUCACGGACUCGAUAUACCUGCGGCUGCGAGCCCGGAACCGCUGCAACCACAGGGACUACCAGAAUCUGGCCCAGAACGCGGACUCCAGCUUCGACAUCCCGCGGCACGUCUUCUCGCUGGCUCGCAACAAGACGGUCGACAAGCCCCUGCUUAUUUUCUACGCCGUCGUGGGAAUCGACGUGUGCAACGAGUUAUCCGACACGCUGCGCCGCAUGACGAAGCCCAGCGUGUUCAGGAGGAACGUGGUCAACGCGCUGAGGCUGCUGGACGGCACGGUUCCGGAGGACAGCCACGUGGUGCUCAUAGGCCUGGUCGACGGUGGCAUGAUCUACGACAUCAUGGCAGACCGCCUGCACCCCAUAGGUCAACUGAAUGGUGAUGUUCACUACCGAGAGUUGUACAGAUGGUUCAACUGCAUGGAGAUUGGUCCGUGUUACGGCUGGCUGAAUGAAAAUGCCACCCUCAGAAAAUUAACAACUAAGGUCGCGCUGCAGCUGAACGCCAGGCUGAAGGACGUCGCCACGACCGAGAAGUUCCGGUCGUUCGACGUGCACUACUUGGACAACCCGAUCCACGAGAUGUUUCACGAGUGGCAGAAGAACCACUCGGCGUGGAUGCUCGUUGAGCCGGUGGACAGUCUGCACCCCACCCAGCUUGCCCAGCCAAUCAUCACAGACAUCUUGUGGAAGAAAAUGCUCCAGUACUUCCCACAUGUUCUGGGCGAAGUUAAUCCGAACAACGACAAGAUUGAGCAACUGUUCAAGGAUCAAGGUGGACACUAAUGAUCAUGCUACGAUUGCUGUUACUAAAAGAUUUCAAUGUUAUUUGUUGUUAAUUUUUACAUGUUUAGCUGCCACAGAACUAGAAUCACACAUGAUGUCUACUGUCCAGGAAAAAGUUCCUUAGCAGAAGUGGUGAUAUUUCCAUUUUGCUACUUACAUUUUGUGUUCUGACGCCUUAACUCAGUUUAUAGUCACAUGUGAAAAUGAUCUCUAAAACUGUUGAAAAUUUCUUAUUGCGUGUGCUCACGAUAAAUUUGUAUUAUGUAUAAAGAUUUAAAAGUCAACCUUUGUUAAGAAAACAUGUAAAAAAAUCUUUGUUAUAAGGUAGGUGAAUCAAUUGAAGCUAAUUUUUAUUCUAUUCGAAUUUGACAGGAAAUUUGCUGUUCUUUUUAUUUGAAGCUUUGCAUUUAUGCAAAGCUGUAAAACAUUGGAAGCUUAAGAAUUGCCCAUGAAAAUAUUUAGUUUUUUUUUUUUGUGUUGUAUAUGUUUUGCAUGAAUAAUGUUGGUUACGUAAAAAAUCAAAAGCAGAUGCUCCAAUUACUUUUAUGAAUGCUCAAUAUUAAUAUUAUGCAUGGUUAAUUUAUAAUUUUAGUGAAUGAUUUAUUUUUAUAUAUAUAUGGAGAGAGAGAGAGAAAUUAUGGAGGGGGGGGGGGAAGGUGUAAUUGUUUAAUCACAUAUUUAGUUCAAAUAUUACAAAUGUUUAAUGAUUAUUUUUUUUACUUCAAUCCUCUAUUUUAUAAAUAAGUGUAAUACAGCUUCAACAAUGUUCACAAUUCAAUUAGACUGCAAAUUUUUGAACAUUCUUUAUAUUUGCUUCACGUCUAAUAACUAGUGUUUACACAGGCAUAUUAAAAGGUUUUGGAAACGUUCUGAAAUUGGUUCAUUAGAUAUUCUUUGUGACAAAAUUUUUUUUAACCUUAAAAUAAUAUAAUUAUUAAAUGAAUCUGAGUACAUAAUUGUAUUUUCAAUUUAGCAAGAUCACUGCUGUUAUCAAAUGCAGAUAUUGAAAUCAAAUAUAUUGUUAGCUUGUUUAAGUAGGUACCUCAUAUUUGGAAAUAAUUAUUUUAAGAUAUAAAGAAUUUAUAGGUUUCAUUCAAUAUUUCUGUGAUAAGUUACAAAUAUGAAAUGGUAUCUGUCCAGUGUGAGUGAAAUAGAGAAAAUGUGUAUCAAUCAUUUAAAAAUAAUAGCGUUAUACCUUUAGCAAAAUAUGUUAGUCACAUUAAAUAGGUAAAACUCAAAUACUUAUUCUUAAAAAAGUGAAAUGUAUUUAGUGAAACAAUGAUGCAGUGUUAAAUAUUAUUUUCCAGAUUUUUAAAAUUUCCCAUAAUUAGGUUUUUCUGUGUGUAGACACACUCUAGGGAAGUUUUCGUAUUUGCUGCAGCAUGGAAUACUUUAUCUUGAUUCUUGGGCUGAAAACCAUAAUUUCAAGUUUUAAAAAAAUACUAUGCUGUAGGCCUCUUAUCAUAUUUACCCACAGAUUCAGAUAUAUAAGGUGAAGGAACAUUGCUGAGUGUAAGACAUGAGUUAAGUCCAACAUAGGACGCGUGUGUUUCAACAUUUGUUGUUUAAUAAAGUCUUUCUCCAAGUGCCACUUGGCUCUUUGUCCAAAAUAAAUAA
This is a messenger RNA of Bacillus rossius redtenbacheri, 3535 nucleotides long. Its product is annotated as acyloxyacyl hydrolase-like. The transcript has 11 exons. Gene Ontology annotation, molecular function: acyloxyacyl hydrolase activity; calcium ion binding. Gene Ontology annotation, biological process: negative regulation of inflammatory response; lipopolysaccharide catabolic process. The coding region runs from base 191 to 1918 and encodes 575 amino acids. NCBI's taxonomy places the organism in Eukaryota, Metazoa, Arthropoda, Insecta, Phasmatodea, Bacillidae. The record is from RefSeq and is a predicted model, not a curated record.